UUUCGGUCGGGCAACACGUGGGGAGGAGAGAAAGAGACGGGGACAGUGAGUAGGGACGCGUUUGGAUGGUGUUGGGCCCGGAGCUGAGGAUUACUACCUGGGCUUUAUCACAGCUGUGCGGCAGGAAGGAUACACAUAAACACGGAGCAGUACUUGGGAUUCACAAGAGAUGCCACUCAGGUUUCGGUCCUUUGUCCCGUACACACUUCCUGGAGUGCUUGCACUCAUAGGCUGGUGGUGGUACAUUUCUCGCAAAAAAUCGCGGAUCACCAGCCAUGACAGCAAGGAGGAACCAGUCGCAGGCCUACUGGCUUCGACAGUUAAGGGCAGUAACGGAAUGGUGGAAACUACACACAGCAGACCGUGCUUAGACAAACCCAAUGCCAAAGAACCGGUGUCUCCUGAGCAGGAAGUUGUAGCACAGAUUCAUACAAUGGCAACAAGCACCUCAGUAGAAGAACUUGCCAGCUCCUUGGUCAUAGUAGAAAAGCUGGCCACUCCUCCUCCAUGCAGUAUUGCAGUUUCAGAGUUCCAACAAAGCAACCUUGAAGUAGUUGGAGAAAAGUCUCUAAUUUUGGCCUCGGCAGCAUUGAGUCUUGUUGAGGAGAGUUCUCCACAUGAGAGAUUAGAGGCAGUUGUUCUAAGUAGUGAGACAAGCCAACUGCCUAUGGAAGCAGAGAUGGACAUUGGCUUGCUAGUGAAGUCUUGGGAUCAAACACUUGACAAACAGGACACUAAGGAAAUGGCGCCACUUGUAUGCCAGGCUAUGGAGCUGUCCAAAGCGGAGCGCCCAGAGCCUGAAGGAGAGGUGGCUGAUGAUGUAUUGGCUGUGCCAUUUGCUGAGAACAUCCAAGCAGACUUGGUAAAAGACGGUCUAUCCACAAACGAUGAUUUAGCUGCCGUUUCACAGAUAACUGAAGAUCAAUACACUUCAGCUGCAUCACAGUCACUUGCACUUGACAGUCCUAUUCUUUCCGCAUCAUUUCCAAUUUCCAGCAGCUCACCCGUCUUGCACGAUUUUAUACAAGUCCAGAACCACACGAAUGGAGACCUGAGCCGUCCGGUCGAGAGCAGCGACAGCACUGAAGAGCUGCAGCGCCUUGCAGCCGGUCUUAUCACCGAAGUAAUUUCAGCUGCUACCCAGGAGGUCAUGGCAGUCAGCAGCUCCAGGUCUCAAUUUAGCGAGGGUCCAGAUGCUGUGAGCAGUAUCACAUCUACUUUAAACGGAAAGGAAGUUGACAGGGAAGAAGAUGAAUGUGUGUCUGAGGUGGGGUCUUCUGAAGUCUACGAAAAUCAUGUAGAGCAGCAUGCAGAAAAGAUUGCCAAGGAGGUCAUCAAUGGCUGCCUCACUCCCUCCGUAUGGGAGAAGUCUGAGACACAGGACAGUUUUGCUCUCAGUGACCAUCAGGGACCGUUAGAAUCGACUCAAGUCCUGCCCAAAGUUCAGGCCAAAGAGGAGGCUGUGAUGGGAACAGAGGAUUCUGGGUGUAGCACUUGCCAGUCGGAGGAUGGCAUUAGCAACGAGGACCUUGUCAUCAGUACAGAUUUGUCAGCAGUGCAUGACAGCAAAGUGGACUUGAUUCAAAUUUCAGGAAUCUCAGCUUCAGAGGGCAACAGACAUCAGGAAAGCUCGGAUUCAGCAGUUUUGAAGGAGACUGUGCUGAGCGAGGAGCAUGCGACAGCUGCCUGUGUGCUAGCUCAUGUGAAUGGGGAAGCUCUCAGGAAUGGCACCAGUGAAGCAGAGACUGAUCAGUCCGGAGGUUCGGAUGUGAACAGUAUGGAUUCAGUAGACAGCUGCUCGGCUUUGGGGACAGGAAAUGGACAGCAGAGUGGCAGCCAGGCCAGCCAAUCACAAAGCUCAGAUCUGAUUGUGUGGGAAAUAGAGGUGCCCAAGCAUCUAGUUGGUAGAUUAAUUGGAAAACAAGGGCGGUAUGUGAGCUUUCUGAAGCAGAGCUCUGGUGCAAAGAUCUACAUCUCAACUCUGCCUUACACUCAAGAAUUUCAGAUCUGUCACAUAGAGGGCGCCCAGCAGCAGGUAGAUAAAGCCUUGGCCAUGAUUGGUAAGAAGUUUAAGGACCUCGACCUGACCAACCUGUACGCUCCUCCAUCGUUGCCGCUUUCCCUGCCCUCCCUGCCCAUGACUUCCUGGCUCCUGCUUCCUAAUGGUGUAACAGUGGAGGUGAUCGUGGUGAACAUCGUCUCUGCAGGCCAUGUGUUUGUCCAGCAGCACACACACCCUACAUAUCACGCUCUGCGCAGUUUAGACCAGCAGAUGUUCCUGUGUUACUCUCAGCCUGGCACUCCUGCUCUGCCCUCACCUGCUGAAAUUGGCGUGAUCUGUGCGGCUCCUGCAGUAGAAGGAGCGUGGUGGCGAGCGCAGGUCAUCUCUUUCUACAAGGAUUCCAACGAAGUGGAGAUCCGAUACGUGGACUACGGUGGCUACGACCGAGUGAAGAUUGAUACUCUUCGUCAGAUUAGGUCUGACUUUGUGACGUUACCGUUCCAAGGGACAGAAGUGUUAUUGGACAACAUCGCUCCUCUCCCUGGAGAGGAAGGCUUUUCAGCUGAAGCAAACUCUGCACUGGAAGAGAUGACACGAGGGCUACCUUUGCUUGCACAGGUCACGAAUUAUGACAAUAACACGGGCCUUCCUUUAGUGCAGAUGUGGAACAUGGUCGGAGAAGAGGUGGUUCUGUUGAAUCGUACAUUAGCAGAGCGAGGUUUAGCUACGUGGGUGGACAGUUUCUGAUCUCUCGCCCUUCUCUCGUCCUCCAUCCCCUACUUCACUUUUUAGACCCCGCCUACCUGAAGUGCACAUCACUGGCUAGCAGAAAAUUACUUUUACAUUUAGUUUUUUUUUUUUUUUGGGCCUUCUACUUCCUUUUGAUAAAGGUUAAUUUACUGUAAAGGACAAAUAAUAAAAAAAUGAAGAGUGUCAUGUCAAGUUUUGAUCAGAGAGCAUCUUGUAAAAAAAUAAAAAUUAAAAAAACCAACUGUGGGUGUAAAUUUAAAGACAGCUAGUAACUAAAUGAAGUUGGUCAGGUUUCCCAUUCAGCUAGGCUCCUCGAGGCACAAACCAGACUGUGGAUUCAAGAGCUAUAACUGUAUUUAUAAAGGGUGUACGUUGAUAUAAUGUAUGUUUACGUAAAUGUAAUAAUGGUGCAUUUUGUAAAGACUGUUGCUUCUCGGGGUCGAGACUGAUUUCAGCAACAUGUGCAUACUUUUGUAGCUCUACCUGACUAGCUCAUGUCAUUAUUGGAUUAAUUUUUCCUAGUGGUUCACGACUGCAAGUUUCCUUUUGAGUUUGAGUCCCAAUGUCCCAAACACCUGUGCACAUUCAGUGUAUAGAACAGGACACCUCCAUGUCAUGAAGAAGCACACUGCGCAAAAGUGUGUGAUCCUCUACCACAGAGUCUUGUUCAUCAAUGUGGCCUUAUGGAGGGAACCAAAAUCCUGUCCUCCGCUGCACACGGUCUGCGGGACGUGUCCAGCAAAUUGCCUUCAGCGUGAGCUUGUUUCUUUGUAGCUCUUAUUUAAGAGUUUGUUUAUUCGCGAUUUCCACAUGUAACUCGAGGAAACACUACAACACUGGCCUGCGCAUCAGCUUCACUACACGUGCAUCCUGACCCAUGACGAAACUUCCACAUCAGAGCACUGAGGGGUCUCGGAGCUCAGGCUCCCGUUUUUGGGGUAGACGAACUGCAUAUAGUGUGCUGUGUCAAUCGUAUGCAUGCAGUCCUGUUCAGAGCACAUCUUUUGAUCCACACAUCACAUUAACGCACCUUUUACUAUAUAGCGUGGCUUUGCGUGAACACCAGAGGAGGUUCGAUCACUUGGCUGUAGCCUACUGUGCCUACAUUCAGGUUCCUUAGAUCAAUACAGAUGGGCACCGUGGUCAGUAGCUAAUGACUGUAGUCUGAAAUUUUAAGAAUGUCCACCAUUUAAUCAGUCUCAUGAGGCUGGCUGCUAAAAUAGGCAUUCUGAUGAAACUGAUUUGUUGCAAAAGAUAAAAAGCUUUAAGACAUCUCAUUCAGGUUUUCUUUGUUUGUUUUUGUUUUUUUGUUUUUUUUACUUUGAGUUUGAUUUAAAUAAUGCUCUGUUGCUCUAUUGAUAUUUUGUUUUUUUUAAGUGUGUAAACCACUAGCUUUUUGUGUGUGCUGUUUGAGUGUGUUGCAUUACGUGGUUAUGUAUGGGCUCACUCAUCCAGUUUUCUGCUGCUACACCACUUCCAUCCUGAUGUUGCCAAUCCCUAACCUGAUGAAAUAUCACCAGCUGUUUUCAUUUUUACCCAAGCACUAAUUUCCAUUUUAUGAUUUGCGGUUUUGUGUGUGCUGCUAACAUAAUUGAUGAAGACUACACAUGUUUGGUUUCAAUCUGACUUCCAAAACUUGAAUAAUUUUUUUCCCCUAAAUUAAUGUUCUUGAUUUAAAAUGAUUAUGUUGAACCCAGCAGUCUUUUAAACUGACAAAAGGUGGUUAUGUUUCUGUAGAUUUCAAAGGGAUGUGCACUUUUCUGUAACCUCACUCACGCUGAGUUGCUAUAGGAUCUGUAAUAUCUGUGGUAUGGACUUUUAUUUUAUUUCCUUACUGUCUGGUGUUCAGAUUGUUCAGUGUAUCGUAUUGAAGCUGUGGGGGGAAAAGAUUAACCGAUGAGGCAGUGAUGUACUAAAUGUGCUACAGAAUGUAGUCUCUGGAGGUAUUUCUGAACUGUACAGUCAAACCAUUAAGGCAGCGCAACAACUUAAAUGCAGAAACUGUUUUUUCUUUUUUUCUUUUCUUUACCCCCCCAUUCCCACCCCACCUUUGUUUGCAAGUUCAUAAUUCUCAGUAGAUUUCUGACAGUUUGUUUUUUUAACCCCAUGCUGGAAGUUUAUGGCCUUUUUCUUCUCCACCUUUUCCGUUGCCAUGCUUCAUCAACUGACCGUACUUCACUUGUUUGUCUGUGUAAAUAAAAUUUCACUGUUCUUUUGUACAACGCUGGGAAGAGUGUAUGAAAACAAAGGGAUCAUUUUGUUUUGUUUUGAUUUUGUUUUUCACCCCAACUACAUGUUUUGUUUAUAGGACUGGUUUGAAGUGUUUUGCUUAGCUAGUUGAUUGAUUCUUUGAUUAUUUGAGUGCAAAGCAAUCCUGCCCACAGCAUAACCAUGUACAGGUUUUUGCUAGACUCAUGAAAACGUUUGAAUCCUGGUUGUACAGAUCUAUAUAUUAUAUAGAUAUAUAUAAAAAAAGAGAAUAAAAUUAUUAAAACAUGCA
Molecule: messenger RNA, 5252 nt
Organism: Clarias gariepinus (North African catfish)
Lineage: Eukaryota; Metazoa; Chordata; Actinopteri; Siluriformes; Clariidae
Gene: akap1b
Product: A kinase (PRKA) anchor protein 1b
Exons: 11
Coding region: 170-2749 (859 amino acids)
Molecular function (GO): RNA binding
Source: RefSeq, a predicted model, not a curated record